Dama dama (fallow deer) is the source of this 1025-nucleotide messenger RNA. RefSeq names its product lys-63-specific deubiquitinase BRCC36-like. Gene Ontology annotation, biological process: double-strand break repair. The coding region runs from base 42 to 749 and encodes 235 amino acids. Gene Ontology annotation, molecular function: polyubiquitin modification-dependent protein binding; cysteine-type deubiquitinase activity; metallopeptidase activity. The transcript has a single exon. The record is from RefSeq and is a predicted model, not a curated record. NCBI's taxonomy places the organism in Eukaryota, Metazoa, Chordata, Mammalia, Artiodactyla, Cervidae. Gene Ontology annotation, cellular component: BRCA1-A complex; BRISC complex.
CCCGAGCUGGCGGGAGGCUGACGUGAGCGGGCGGGACCAAGAUGGCGGCGCAGGUGGUGCAGGCAGUGCAAGCGGUCCAUCUGGAGUUGGAUGCCUUCCUCGUGUGUCUCAACCACGCUCUGAGCACGGAGAAGGAAGAGGUGAUGGGGCUGUGCAUUGGGGAGUUUGACACCAUCAGAAUUGUUCACAUUCAUUCUGUCAUCAUCCUGCGGCGUUCUGAUAAGAGGAAGGAUCGCGUGGAAAUUUCUCCAGAGCAGCUGUCUGCGGCCUCAACAGAGGCAGAGAGGUUGGCUGAACUGACGGGUCGCCCCAUGAGAGUUGUGGGUUGGUAUCACUCCCAUCCCCAUAUAACUGUUUGGCCUUCACAUGUUGAUGUCCGCACACAAGCCAUGUACCAGAUGAUGGAUCAAGGCUUUGUAGGACUUACAUUUGCCUGCUUCGUAGAAGAUAAAAAUACAAAGACUGGACGGGUACUCUAUACUUGCUUUCAAUCCAUACAGGCCCAAAGGAGCUCAGAGUAUGAGAGAAUUGAAAUCCCAAUUCAUAUUGUACCUCAUGUAACCAUUGGGAAAGUAUGUCUUGAGUCAGCAGUUGAGCUACCCAAGAUCCUGUGCCAAGAAGAACAAGAUGCAUAUAGGAGGAUCCACAGCCUUACACAUCUGGACUCAGUAACCAAGAUCCAUAAUGGCUCAGUGUUUACCAAGAAUCUGUGUAGUCAGAUGUCAGCGGUCAGCAGACCUCUACUAUAGUGGUUGGAGGACAGACUGGAGCAAAACCAACAGCAUGUGCAGGAGCUGCAACAAGAAAAGGAAGAGCUUCUGCAAGAACUUUCUUCUCUAGAAUAAAGCCGGAGACAGAACGGGGAAGGAUGAAAAUGUCCAGGAAUAAAAUUAAUUAGGCUAAAUCCAUUUUGAAGAAGAAAAACUGGGAGGACUCUCAUUACCUGACUUCAAGAUUUACUAUAAAACUGCAGUGAUCAAGACAGCCCAACCGAUUUUGACAAAGGUACAGAAGCAAUUCAACAG